Pieris macdunnoughi is the source of this 1944-nucleotide messenger RNA. The record is from the annotation of a GenBank genome assembly. NCBI's taxonomy places the organism in Eukaryota, Metazoa, Arthropoda, Insecta, Lepidoptera, Pieridae.
AUGAAGGACCUCACACUAAUGAUACCCAAACUGCCCACUCGUAAUGUCCUCACCGGAGCCGUGGUCAACUGGGACGAUGAUGAGAUGGCUGGCCUCGGUGACACGCCAGAGAACCUCACUUUGGCUUGGAAGGACCUCUCUGUGUAUAGGAAGAGGAAGACACAGACUAGCAUCUGGCGAUCUGCAACGUAUGAGGAAGUUAAAGUGUUGCAUGGAGUGAGCGGCAUCGUGUCUUCUGGCAACUUAGUAGCUUUAAUGGGAUCAAGUGGAGCCGGUAAGACCACGCUACUCGCUGCUAUAAGUCGUCGAGACAAAAGUGCUACCACGGGCUACCUUAUGCUAAACGGGCGCCUGGCUGGUGCUGAUCUGAUCGCCAGGAUAUCUGGCUUUGUUCCCCAAGAGGAUUUGUCCAUUGAAGACUUGACUGUUGCAGAACACAUGGAGUUUAUGGCACGCCUCAUGAUGGAUAAACGAUCAACCUCUAGCACCAGAUCUCGCCGAGUGCAGCAACUUCUUGGAGAACUGGGAAUUUCUACUUGCACAAGCACAAAGCUGAAGGCUUUGUCUGGUGGCGAGAGGAAGAGAGUCGCUUUGGCUGUCCAAUUGCUCAAUGACCCUCCAAUUCUAUUCUGUGAUGAGCCAACCACGGGUCUCGAUAGUUUCGCCGCUAACUCAGUGGUAUCACGACUGCGACGUCUUGCAAUUGGUGGCAAGCUGGUGAUAUGUUCCGUACAUCAACCAGCAUCUGGAGUAUUCGAGCUUUUCCACCAGGUGGUGCUCUUGGCGAAUGGAAGAAUUGCAUUCCAUGGAACAAUAGAACAGGCUGACCAGUUCUUCGCUUCACUCAACUUCAAAUGCCCAGUAGGUUUCAAUGCGGCGGAGUAUUACGUAUCUCUCUUAGGGGUACAGACAGACAAAGAGCUGGAGAGUCAGGAGCGAAUCCGGCGCAUUUGCAACGAGUACCAGCGUUCUGAUAUAGCAGUCGCUAUUGAGAACCGCGUGGGAGAUGUCAAGGACGAGUUAGAAUAUUUUAAUGGCACUGUAGAUGAGAAGAAUUUAUACUUCGAGAGAUACUUAACUUUAGUCAAAGUGAACUACUUCGUCCAAUUCUAUUGGUUAUUAUGGAGAAAUAUAUUAUCUGUAAAGCACAACAAAUCUAUAUGGAUAGCUGAAUUUUGUCUCCUAAUGUUUGUUGGACUCAUAAUAUCAAUUCCAUACAUGGGCCACUUCGAGGAGUUGGAUCAGAGAGACAUCCAGAAUGCCGAGGGACUCCUCUACCUCACCAUAACAGAGACAAUAUUUCUCUUCAUAUAUGCAGUCUUCAUCACCUUUCCGCAAGAGGUUCCUAUACUAUUGCGGGAAACAGCGAGUGGACUGUAUUCCCCGCUACCGUAUUAUUUGUCAAAGAUGAUAUUUUGGAUACCACGCGCAGUCAUAGAACCAAUAUGCUUCGUGACGUUGGUAUUUCUCGUCGCUGGCCUCCAAGGUGGUAUAGCGAACUGGGUUGGCUUCUGUUUUGUUUGCAUCCUCUGCGCGAACUACGCAAAUGCUUAUGGUUCUUUUCUAUCCUCCGUAUUCAAUAAAAUGGAAACAGCUGCGCUUGUAUGCGUCCCGUUCGAUUUAAUUGGCACAAUGUUCUCGGGUCUCUAUAUGAAUCUAGCAAGCGCCUCGCCCUAUUUCUCCUGGCUGAAGUACGUCUCUGGAUUUUACUACGGCGUCGAGUCGAUUUCAAUCAUACAAUGGGAUUCUAUUGAAACGAUCAACUGUGUUAGUGUGAAAGGCGUUCCCUGCAUCAAGACGGGCCCGGAUGUGUUGAGUAGAUUUGGCUACUCCGAAUCGCAUUUUUGGAGGAAUUGCACGUGUUUGGCAGCUAUGUACUGUAUUGCUCACACUAUAGCAUUUCUUAUGGUCGUCAAGAGAAGCCGAGGCACGCCUGUAUAUUAG